This is a messenger RNA of Lycium ferocissimum, 2531 nucleotides long. Its product is annotated as exocyst complex component EXO70A1-like. The record is from RefSeq and is a predicted model, not a curated record. Gene Ontology annotation, molecular function: phosphatidylinositol-4,5-bisphosphate binding. Gene Ontology annotation, biological process: exocytosis. The coding region runs from base 309 to 2129 and encodes 606 amino acids. Lineage: Eukaryota; Viridiplantae; Streptophyta; Magnoliopsida; Solanales; Solanaceae. Gene Ontology annotation, cellular component: exocyst. The transcript has 2 exons.
CACUUCUGCACACCCUAUCCACGCAUUUCUUUUCCUUUAUCCUUUAAAUAAACUAAAUUCUAAAACCCACUUUAAUCGACCAUCGGAAUAUUCAAAUGAUUCCUUCGCCGGUGAAAAUCAUUAAUUUUAGUCCAUUUUCAUACAGUAGAAUAAAUAUAUAUUUUAAAUUUCACAAUAGUACUCAUUAUUAAUACCACCAUUACAAAUACAAAUUGUAUCACUUAGCCUCUCAAAUUCACCCUCAUCUUCAUUUCCUCUCUAAGCUCACACACAAAUUAUUUUCAGACAUUUCAAAGGUGAAAUUAAUAAUGGAACCGCCAGGAAACGACGUCGUUGCAUUUGCGUUUGAGUCAGCUGAGAAAAUAAUACUCCGUUGGGAUUCAACAGCAUCAGAAGAUUCUCGUGAGAAGAUGAUCUUCGCUGGCGAUCGCAUCGAGAUCGAACGUUACCUCUCAGCCGUUGAUGAAAUCCAACGGUCAAUGGAAUCCGCAACACUUUCAGAUGAUCAAAACAAAGUCAAUAGUGCGAUCCAGAUCGCUAUGGCUCGUCUUGAAGACGAGUUUCGUAAUAUUCUAAUAGCACAUACAACUCCAAUGGAAGCUGAAUCACUAACUGACACGUGUCCUUUACCUGAAGAAGAAGAAGAAGAAUACGAGGAGGAGGAUAAUGUUGACUCACCGUUGACUACUAAGGAGUUUGAGCAUCAAGAGAGCCAUAGUAGCUGUAGUUAUCGAUCUACGAAUAGUAUUCGUGAGAUCGAUCUAAUGCCUGGUGAAGCGAUUUAUGAUCUUCGACGUAUAGCUGAGAGAAUGAUUUCAGCUGGAUAUCUUAGGGAGUGUAUUCAGGUGUAUGGCAGUGUACGUAAGUCUGCUGUGGACUCAAGUUUUCGACGUCUAGGUAUAGAGAAACUGAGUAUUGGAGAUAUUCAGAGGUUAGAAUGGGAAACACUGGAAAUGAAAAUCAGGCGGUGGAUAAAAGCUGCAAAAGUGUGCGUUCGCAUACUUUUUGCUAGUGAGAAGAAAUUAUGUGAGCAGAUUUUUGAAGAUUUGGGAACUGCAACUGAUGAUGCUUGUUUUAUGGAGACAAUUAAAGGUCCAGCUAUUCAGUUAUUUAAUUUCGCUGAAGCUAUUAGUAUUAGUAGAAGAUCACCUGAGAAGUUGUUUAAGAUAUUGGAUCUUCAUGAUGCUUUAUCGGAUUUGUUGGUGGAUAUUGAGAUUGUUUUUGAUUCGAAAUCAUCGGAGUCGAUUAGGGUUCAAGCUGUAGAGAUAUUAUCUAGGUUAGCUGAGGCUGCUAGAGGGAUAUUAUCGGAAUUUGAAAAUGCAGUGCUUAGAGAACCUUCUAAAGUUCCUGUCCCUGGAGGGACAAUACAUCCUUUGACUAGGUAUGUUAUGAACUACAUAAGUUUAAUCUCGGAUUACAAACAGACUAUGUCUGAAUUGAUUGUGUCAAAGCCGACAACGGGGUCUAGGUAUUCUAGUGAUCCUAAUACCCCUGAUAUGGAUUUCGGGGAACUAGAAGGGCAGACCCCGUUGGCGCUUCAUUUGAUUUGGAUUUCUGUGAUUUUGCAGUUCAAUUUGGAAGGUAAGUCUAAGUGCUAUAGGGAUACUUCAUUGGCGCAUUUAUUUAUGAUGAACAAUGUACAUUAUAUUGUUCAGAAGAUUAAAGGGUCGCCUGAGUUAAGGGAGAUGGUUGGGGAUGAUUGUUUAAGGAGAUUAACAGGGAAAUUCAGACAAGCAGCUACAAACUACCAGAGAUCAACCUGGAUAUAUGUUUUGCAUUGUUUGCGAGAUGAGGGUUUACAUGUUAAAGGCAAUUUUUCAUCUGGGGUGUCUAAGAGUGCAUUGAGAGAGCGGUUUAAGACGUUUAAUGCUAUGUUUGAAGAGGUGCAUAGGAUUCAAUCCACCUGGUUGAUUCCGGAUACUCAGCUCCGAGAGGAGCUGCGUAUUUCUAUAUCCGAGAAGUUGAUCCCAGCUUAUAGAUCAUUUCUCGGAAGGUUCAGGAGUCAUAUUGAGAGUGGAAGGCAUCCGGAAAACUAUAUCAAGUAUUCCGGUGAGGACAUUGAGAAUGCUGUCUUGGAUUUCUUUGAGGGGUACCAAGUUCAACAACACAUAAGAAGAAGAUCUCAGUGAAAGGAUAUAUGUUUCAGUAAUUAGAAUUUUAGGACAUUCGUUGAAUUUUUUUGUGUAGUCAUUUAGGAGCUGAGGUUUUGGCAUUCUGGAGUUCAUGUAUUGUCGCGCAAAGCAGAAAAUUUUGGGAAGAUCAGCUGUAUCUAUGAUAGUCUGCGCCUCUGCCUGAAUGCUCCUGCCCUGUCACCCUCGGAAGCCUAUGCCUCUUAUCAGGUGCUUAAUAUAGUCUGAACAUUGAAGGCAACAUUCCCAAGGACAAUAUCCCUAACAACUGAAUUCUUUGAAGCAAACUAGAUUUUCAAACUCCAUUAACAAUAUCAUAAUUUAUUGUAUUUCACUUGCUGUCUUCUUACUGCUUAUAAGUUAAAAGUUUUUAUCAGUGAAAUGAAAACAGUUACAUCAUGA